Molecule: messenger RNA, 4683 nt
Organism: Pyricularia oryzae 70-15
Lineage: Eukaryota; Fungi; Ascomycota; Sordariomycetes; Magnaporthales; Pyriculariaceae
Exons: 1
Coding region: 391-4683 (1430 amino acids)
Cellular component (GO): intracellular anatomical structure
Molecular function (GO): RNA binding; ATP binding
Source: RefSeq, a predicted model, not a curated record
CUGCAACUAAGAAGCCAGCAUGUAAGGCAUUUCGAUUGCUCCCCACGUGACAACUCUGUCAUUUUGUCUAAUUACCACGGUAGGUGGGUAGGGUAAGGCGCCUACCGCGCUACGACCUACGUAAUGCUCACGUGACAGCGUACGCGCUGGGCUUGUCUCUGGGUGUCGAAAUUUUCCCGACGCGCUUGACAACACGUGACGACACCGUCCUGACAUGAACUUCGGCGACGGACUGGACCAACAUAUCGAACCAUAAUUCGCAUAUCGUGGGCUGUCAUUGGCUAUAUCGAGAAUCUUUGUUAACUCAAGCCUAUUUCUCGGUGGCCUUGUGUCAACCCCCAAGGGUCAGAGCCUCAUGUCCCUGGCUACACUGCGUUGUGUGCUCGCGUCAUGACGGCCUUGGCCCGGCUACUGUCCAUAGGCCGACAUCAUGCUACGGUCAGCAUAAAACAUAGGCCCCUAGCUGCCAAAUGUAGCAGCAUCGCCCACCAGAAUCACACCUAUUCAUCUCAGAAACUUGCCGGAAAGUCGGAUCUCGUCGCUCAAAUUCUUCACUCGAGUAGAAUUUUGCCCAGUGAGGCUGAACAUGUCGGUUUUUCCAAGGCAGGCGAGUGGUCUGGGCUUGGGGACUCCAAGGCUCCCAAUGAUGCAAAGUCACAACAUUCAGGCCAACUUGAUCACGUCGUCGCUUCCGAUGAAAAUGGAGAGACAGAAGCAGCCAACGUCACGCCAACGUGGAUGGAAAUGUGCGAAACAGCUGUUGUUGAAAGACAUGGGCAACAUAAUCCCCCAGCCGAUAAUCCCCCAGCCGAUAAUCCCCCAGCCGAAAAUCCAAAAGCCGCGCACAAAGAACAGAUCAAGCCUGGCAUCAUACGCGACCUCAACUACUUUGUGCCAGACCUAACGGGUUGUCAUCUAUCCGAACUGGCGACUCUGGAUUGUGCUGUCAUCGACAAAUAUAUCGAAUCGGUAUUGUAUGGAGUCUGUUUAUUUGCGCAGCUAGACUCUGUAGCAAAUUCUACGUACAAGGACCCGAAAGGAUGGCUCCAGAUCUCAUCCGAAACUCUCCAGCUCAAUCAAUCAGGUCAGGUAUUCCAAACGACCAUUCAGGCUCAUAUGCCCGAUGCAAGAGUUGUAGGGAUUGGACAUGGUGUAAAUGCCCUAGGCGCCACACGAGCUGCCUGGCUGGACAUUUUGAUCCAACCAGAGGCAUUUUGGCUGCUCAAAGUUAGGCACCUCGACCCCAACCUGGCUAUAACGGAUAUAACGGACCUGUGCGACAAACCCGACGAACGCGACAGAUAUGGCCCCUCUAUGAUGAAAAUCUAUGAUGUCGCAGCGGCAUGCGGGUCCGUUCCAACUGUUGACGCCAUGCCGGUGACCAUUUACAGUCCCCAUGAUCGAGAGUUGAUAAUGUGCUACAAGUUCAGCAUACAAGCCCAAGAUUUGGAUAUAGACGCGCAGGCUAUAGCCAGGGGUAUGCCUGCAGCCAUGAAGAAGGCGAAAGUGCUUUUCUUGGACAAGAUCGAGGCUCUGGACAAGAUGCAUCCUGCGGGCGCUGACGAAAGCCUGCCCUCCAUAAUCGGCCCACCCAAAAACGCCAACCAGUUUGUCAAAACAUUCCUGGAAACGCAUCGAAGCCAGCACAGUGGCCUUUACAGCCACGUUGAUGUAACCGUGGAACUCUGGCGCCCAUUCGGCAAUGAAGUCAAUUUACUGGCCGCCCGACUUCUGGGCAAUGGACUCCCUGUAGGCCCAACCGUCAUGGCUGCUGUUGACGCUCGGAAAAUCACGUCUCUGGCAUCUUACGCAGCAGCUCUUAGUCUUGCAGCCGCAAUACCAACCGCUGCUAGAGAGCCCAAGUCUGGGAAACCCUCUCAAGACAUGGUACCACUGUUGGAGAUGUCCCUCGAUUCAUCGUCGCUGGGAACCAUGACCGUUCCUCGGAGCAUCCGAUCACAGGUUGUACAGCGUCUGCCUGCCAGUGCUGUAGAGCACUUCCACAGCAAUAGGCCUGGCGCACGUCGAAGUUUAUGGAUGCAUCCACUCGCACGUUCGAGCUUGAAUAGACGCCUGGCUGCACGUUUAGAGGCAUACCAGGCCGAUCGCCAUCUGGAACACAUCAGAGCCCAGAGAGCAUCGCUACCCAUGAACAAGCACCGGAAACAGCUGCUCAACCUAGUUGAAGGUAGUCAUUUUUGUAUAGUGAUUGGCGCCACCGGCUCCGGCAAAAGUACACAAGUGCCGCAAAUAAUCCUCGAUGAUGCUAUCAAACAAGGGCGCGGGGCAGACACGCGGAUUCUGUGCCUGCAACCCCGUCGCGCUGCCGCCAUGUGGGUUGCCCAACGUGUAGCAUCGGAGAGAGGCGAACGAUUAGGCGAGUCUGUUGGAUUUCGCAUUCGGUUUGACGCCCGUCUUGCUAACCGUCAGGGUGGCACCGUGAGCUUCGUCACCCUCGGCAUUCUUUUGAAGCAAUUGCAAGAUGGAGUCCAAGAAACCUUGGACAUGUACUCUCACAUUGUGAUCGACGAAGUCCACGAGCGAUCGCUAGAACUAGAUUUGUUGUUGGUCGUUUUGAAGAAGGCCAUCGCUGAGCGGCUAGCCAAGGGGCAGAGCCUACCAAAGAUUAUCCUCAUGAGCGCCUCCAUCAGUAACCAGGAGCAGCUUCAAGAAUACCUUGCCGACAGUCUUCAUGAUGGCAAAGCACGGAGGCUACCCGCGCACCAAGCAUGCCCGAUCCUGUCGAUCCCAGGCCGCACAUUCCCAGUCUCAUCAAUUUAUCUCGACAGGCUUCUCCCGAUGAUCAGAGACAAAUACGGCGAGCAGCUUGAUCUUUGGCUGGAGGAUAAGCCGUUUAAAAGUGCGGCCAUCCAAUAUCUGGAGACUGAAACAUCUUCCGAAUGGGACAUAUCCGACGAGACCUUGGCUGAACGACAUGCUGCAUACGUCCCCAUUGAUUUAGUUGCAGCCACCAUUGCUCAUAUUGCCUCAUCCGCAAGUCCUGGUGACAUACUUGUUUUCCUCCCAGGCAUAAAAGAAAUUCGUUCAGUCAACGAUGUGCUGCGAGAUAGGCAGGGGUCUUUGGGUAUCGACUUCAAGGAUAUCAACUUCAACGACACCUCCAAGUUUAGGAUCCAUUUCCUGCACUCGGCUGUCUCAGCGGCCGAGCAGAACAAGAUUUUCCAGAAGGUCCCUUUGGGCUGUCGCCGCAUUAUCCUUGCCUCCAACAUCGCCGAAACCUCAGUAACAAUACCUGACGUAGUCCACGUGGUCGACGUUGGAAAGACCAGAGAUCGCAAGUAUGAUCGGUCGACACGCAUCACCGGCAUGUAUACGGGCUGGCAGACCAAAUCGAAGGCGAUGCAGCGACAGGGACGCGCAGGCCGCACACAGGAGGGUCAUUACUACGGCCUCUACUCGGAGCAACGACGCCAGAGCAUGAAAGACGACGCCUUGCCCGAGAUGCUGAAAUUGGAUUUGACCAACACGUGCCUGUCCGUGAAAGGCUUUGGCUUCCGAGACAGCGUUGCUGACUUCCUCGCCGCCGCGAUCAGCCCCCCGCCCCCUAGUGUCGUGCAAGACGCGGUCAACUCUCUCAAGGCCAUGGAUGCGCUGGCGGAAAACGAAGGAAUCACCAGCCUCGGCCAUCUCCUCCUUCGGAUCCCUCUGCACCCCUUGCUUGGAAAGAUGAUACUCCUGGGGGUGUUUUUCCGAUGCGUUGGGCCCAUGAUAGUAUUGUGUGCUCUCCACGGAGGAGGUUCGCUUUUCGAGGUUCCACCCGGCAGCCCCAGCGCAGCGAAGCGAGCUCACCAGCAGUUCCGCGUUGCAGACAGUGAUCACCUUAGCCAAAUGAAAGCCUUUAACCAUUUGCGGCAGCUGGAACAAAUAAGCCACCGCGAGGCCGUCGAUUUUGCUCGCAGCGAGCAUCUAAAUUUCGCGAAAUACGAGGAGGCGAAGCUGACCGCAGCGCAGAUUGAGCAGGUGCUCAUCAAUCACGGACUGGUCCCACCGAGGGAUGAGCUCGAGCAUCGCUUUUCCAGCCCUGGCGGCGUUGAGCUCAACGUCAACUCGGGCAAUGAACAGUUGUUGAAAGCCCUGCUGGUCAAGGGUCUCUACCCAAACGUGGCCGUCAAGGUAGCCCGCUCACCCACGCGGAUGUCGCUCAAAGCGGCGGCCGGCGGGAGCGGCCAUGUAUUGCUGGGGCAUGCCUCGGUCGUUCAACCCAUCACCAACCAUGAGCUCUUCCCCAAAAACUCCCUCUUCGUGUACAGCGAGCUGGUUCGGCAAGACUAUAUCAACUUGAUGUUCUUGACCAACGUGUCCCACCUCGAGAGCCCGCUGGUGCUGGCGCUGUUUGGCGGGUCCCUGCUCCGGCCCGAGCCGCACGAUGCCGUGGUGCAGCAGCCGCUGUCGACCGCGGACGGCGGCAGGUUUGGGUUCGCAUACAAGGUCGAGGACCCGGACCACAGCAACCCGCAGUCGAGGACGCCGGCCGAGACGCUGGUGCAGUUCCGCGAGCACAUGGACGUGGUGCUCGACGACGCCUUCCGGAGGCUGCUCUUCCAGCAGCAGCGCGGGCCGCAGGGUAGUGCCAGCGCGAUAUGUGCUGGCACCCCUGAACUCGAAGACCUUGUGGACAGGGUUGUAAAUCUGUUGGAUCGUGAGAAGGGUCGCGUCCACUAG